Molecule: messenger RNA, 683 nt
Organism: Owenia fusiformis
Lineage: Eukaryota; Metazoa; Annelida; Polychaeta; Sabellida; Oweniidae
Source: the annotation of a GenBank genome assembly
AGAUCUGCAGUGUAUAUGGUUCUUCUGACCCUUCCUAUUGGUGAAGUAAAGAUUAGAUACUGACCCCGGGAUACUGACGUUUUGAAACAAUCAGAUUCUUACAGUAACAUCAAUUAAAAACUGCCCAGCUGUUUGAUCGUAACUUCCCAAGAUGAAAAUCCUUCAUAACUCUCCAGGAUGAGCCGUGAUGAUUUUAUUGCAGCUGAAGUGGAUUCAUUCCCCAAUGUUAUAGGGUUAACACCCAAGGAUCCUCUUAAUUUUUUUAUUGAAAUGUGGUAUCAAGUUUUCCUGUGGAGUCUGAUUUCAUCGAUACUUGUACAUGUUGUGGCCGCAGCAAUUGCAUUUUACAAACUACGCAAACAUAAAAUUGGACGUUUUAUUCCUAUUGGGAUUCUGAUUAUGGGAUUUCUCUCACCUUUGAUUGGAGGAACUAUUACAAGUGCCGCAGUGGCUGGUGUCUAUAGAGCCUCGGGAUUUACUAUGCUACCGUUUUAUGCACUUCUUUGGGGAGUUGGUCAGACCAUCAUUGUAAUGUUACUCUCAUUCACACGUAUUCUUGCUACUUUGUAAAACACUUAAAGGUAGUGAAUUACUCAAAGUAUAAGCUAAAGGAAUAAAACCCAGAAUUGUUAAGCAUACUGUAAACUCACAGUGUGAAUAAAGUGACUUUAUAGUGCAGUACA